UCCGGAGCCCAGGGCCAGCCCUCCGCCAUCGCGGCCGCCGCCCAGUCCGCUCUUCCCCAGCCAGGUGCAAAACGCCUUGUCAUUGGGAGAGUCUGCGGCCGGAGCAUUGAGUUACAGCUCAGCCGAGCCGGGUAGGGCGGCGGGGGUGGAAGAUGAGCAGAAGCCCCAGUUCUCGGAGCGCCCGCUGACAAGCGGAGUAAGCACAACCGGUGCGAGGACCGAGUGUAGCCCACUGGAACAGCCCAGGGCUGGCCUGUUCCUCUGUAAGAGCAGAAGAUCUGAGCCGGCAGCCAGCGAUCCCAACUGGCCUCCCUCCUACAGCCUUCUUCAGGGAGGAGACCCGCGAGCUGCAUCUAGAUCCUCCCUGACCUUCUCCACCCUCUCCGCGCCCUGGGCGCACGGGGCCCUUUCUCGCGCCAGUCAUGCUGAGAGUCUUCAUCCUCUAUGCCGAGAACGUCCACACCCCAGACACCGAUAUCAGCGAUGCCUACUGCUCUGCGGUGUUUGCAGGGGUGAAGAAGAGAACCAAAGUCAUCAAGAACAGCGUGAACCCCGUAUGGAAUGAGGGCUUUGAGUGGGACCUCAAGGGCAUCCCUUUGGACCAGAGCUCUGAGCUUCAUGUGGUGGUCAAAGACCAUGAGACAAUGGGAAGGAACAGGUUCUUGGGGGAAGCCAAAGUCCCACUCCGGGAGGUCCUUGCUACCCCCAGUCUAUCUGCCAGCUUCAAUGCCCCCCUGCUGGACACCAAGAAUCAGCCCACGGGGGCCUCACUGGUCCUGCAGGUGUCCUACACGCCACUUCCUGGAGCCGUGCCCCUGUUCCCACCCUCCGCGUCUCUGGAACCCUCUCCGACUCUGCCAGACCUGGAUAUGCUGGCUGGUGGGGGACAGAGCCGGGCUGAGACUUGGUCCCUGCUCAGUGACAGCACCGUGGACACGAGAUACUCUGGAAAGAAGUGGCUGGCCCCCACGGAUACAGGAGGAGAGGAGGACACUGAGGACCAGGGGCUCACAGGAGAUGAGGCAGAGCCAUUAGUGGAUCAGAGUGGGGCCCCAGGCCCCGGGGCUCCAGCCACCCCGAGGAAGCCACCUUCCCAUCCACCCCCCUACCACCCCGGGAGCAAAAGGAAGAGAAGUGCUCCCGCGUCCAGAAAGCUGCUGUCAGACAAACCACAGGACUUCCAGAUCCGGGUGCAAGUGAUCGAGGGACGCCAGCUGCCGGGGGUGAACAUCAAGCCUGUGGUCAAAGUCACUGCUGCCGGGCAGACCAAGAGGACGCGGAUCCACAAGGGAAACAGCCCACUCUUCAACGAGACCCUUUUCUUCAAUGUGUUUGACUCUCCCUCGGAGCUGUUUGACGAGCCCAUCUUCAUCACGGUGGUAGACUCCCGUUCUCUCAGGACAGAUGCUCUCAUUGGGGAAUUCCGGAUGGACGUGGGGACCAUCUACAGAGAGCCCCGACACGCCUAUCUCAGGAAGUGGCUGCUACUCUCGGACCCUGACGAUUUCUCUGCUGGGGCCAGAGGUUACCUGAAAGCGAGCCUUUGUGUUCUGGGCCCCGGAGACGAAGCGCCGCUGGAGAAAAAGGACCCCUCUGAAGACAAGGAGGACAUCGAAAACAAUCUGCUCAGGCCAACUGGCGUGGCCCUUCGAGGAGCCCACUUCUGCCUGAAGGUCUUCAGAGCUGAGGACUUACCGCAGAUGGACGAUGCCGUGAUGGACAAUGUGAAGCAGAUCUUUGGCUUUGACAGUAACAAGAAGAACUUGGUGGAUCCCUUCAUGGAAGUCAGCUUUGCAGGGAAAAUGCUCUGCAGCAAGAUCCUGGAGAAGACAGCCAACCCUCAGUGGAACCAGAGCAUCACCCUGCCUGCCAUGUUUCCCUCUAUGUGUGAGAAAAUGAGGAUUCGCGUCAUUGACUGGGACCGCCUCACUCACAAUGACAUCGUGGCCACCAGCUACCUGAGUAUGUCGAAAAUCUCUGCCCCUGGAGGAGAAAUAGAAGAGGAGCCUGCAGGUGUGGUCAAGCCUUCUCCAGCCAUGGACCUGGAUGACCAUCUAGGCUUCCUCCCCACCUUCGGGCCCUGCUAUGUCAACCUCUAUGGCAGCCCCAGGGAGUUCACUGGCUUCCCGGACCCCUACGCAGAACUGAACACGGGCAAGGGGGAAGGCGUGGCCUACCGAGGUCGGGUUCUGCUCUCCCUGGAGACCAAGCUGGUGGAGCACAGCGAGCAAAAGGUGGAGGACCUCCCUGCGGAUGACAUCCUUCGGGUGGAGAAGUACCUCCGGAGGCGCAAGUAUUCCCUCUUUGCUGCCUUCUACUCGGCCUCCAUGCUCCAGGAUGUUGAUGAUGCCAUCCAGUUUGAGGUCAGCAUCGGGAACUACGGUAACAAGUUCGACACUACCUGCCUGCCGCUGGCGUCCACCACGCAGUACAGCCGGGCGGUCUUUGACGGGUGCCACUACUACUACUUGCCCUGGGGCAACGUGAAGCCCGUGGUGGUGCUGUCAUCCUACUGGGAGGACAUCAGCCACAGGGUCGAGGCUCAGAACCAGCUGCUCAGGAUCGCCGACCGCCUGGAAGCUGGCCUGGAGCGAGUCCACCUGGCCCUGAAGGCGCAGUGCAGCAGUGAGGACAUGGGCUCCCUGUUGGCUCAGCUGAUGGAUGAGCUCAUCUCAGACUGCAGCCAGCCCCUAGGCGACAUCCAAGAGACACCCUCUGCCACACACCUGGACCAGUACCUGUACAGGCUGCGCAGACGUCACCUAGGCCAGAUCACUGAGGUGGCCCUGGCACUGAAACUUGGCCGCAGUGAGCUCCCUGCUGCCCUGGAGCAGGCGGAAGACUGGCUGCUGCGUCUCCGGGCCCUGGCGGAGGAGCCCCAGAACAGCCUGCCGGACAUCAUCAUCUGGAUGCUGCAGGGAGACAAGCGAGUGGCGUACCAGCGGGUGCCUGCCCACGAGGUCCUCUUCUCCCGGCGGGGCGCCAACUACUGCGGCAAGAAUUGUGGGAAGCUGCAGACGAUAUUUCUGAAAUAUCCAAUGGAGGGGGUGCCCGGAGCCCGGAUGCCUGUGCAGAUACGGGUGAAGCUCUGGUUUGGGCUUUCUGUGGAUGAGAAGGAGUUCAACCAAUUUGCUGAGGGAAAGCUGUCCGUCUUUGCUGAAACCUAUGAGAACCAGACCAAACUGGCCCUGGUUGGGAACUGGGGCACAACAGGCCUCACCUACCCCAAGUUUUCUGAUGUCACGGGAAAGAUCAAGCUACCCAAAGAUAGCUUCCGCCCCUCAGCUGGCUGGACCUGGGCUGGAGACUGGUUCGUGUGUCCCGAGAAGACCCUGCUCCAUGACACUGACGCGGGCCACCUGAGUUUUGUGGAGGAGGUGUUUGAGAACCAGACCCGGCUUCCUGGAGGCCAGUGGAUCUACAUGAGCGACAACUACACUGAUGUGAAUGGGGAGAAGGUGCUUCCCAAGGAUGACAUUGAGUGCCCCCUGGGCUGGAAGUGGGAAGAUGAAGAGUGGUCCACGGACCUCAAUCGGGCUGUUGACGAGCAAGGCUGGGAGUACAGUAUCCCCAUCCCCCCGGAUCGGAAGCCAAAGCACUGGGUUCCUGCUGAGAAGAUGUACUACACGCACCGUCGGCGACGCUGGGUACGCCUGCGCAGGAGGGACCUCAGCCAGAUGGAGGCACUGAAGAGGCACAGGCAGGCAGAGGCGGAGGGCGAGGGCUGGGAGUACGCGUCGCUCUUCGGCUGGAGGUUCCACCUGGAGUACCGCAAGACGGACGCCUUCCGCCGCCGCCGCUGGCGCCGCCGCAUGGAGCCCCUGGAGAAGACGGGGCCUGCGGCCGUGUUCGCCCUGGAGGGCGCUCUGGGCGGUGUGGUGGAUGACAAGAGUGAAGAUUCCAUGUCCGUGUCCACCUUGAGCUUUGGCGUGAACAGACCCACGAUUUCCUGCAUCUUUGAUUAUGGGAACCGCUACCACCUACGCUGCUACAUGUACCAGGCCCGGGACCUGCCCUCGAUGGACAAGGACUCUUUUGCUGAUCCCUACGCCAUCGUCUCCUUCCUGCACCAGAGCCAGAAGACGGUGGUGGUAAAGAACACUCUGAACCCCACCUGGGACCAGACACUCCUCUUCUAUGAGAUCGAGAUCUUUGGUGAGCCAGCCGGCGUCGCCGAGCAGCCGCCCAGCAUUGUGGUGGAGCUGUAUGACCAUGACACCUACGGGGCAGAUGAGUUCAUGGGACGCUGCAUCUGUCAGCCCAGUCUGGAACGGAUGCCCCGGCUGGCCUGGUUCCCGUUGAUUAGGGGCAGCCAGCCAGCGGGUGAGCUGCUGGCCUCUUUUGAGCUCAUCCAGAGAGAGAAGCCGGCCAUCCACCAUAUUCCUGGUUUUGAGGUGCAGGAUACAUCAGGGAUCCUGGAAGAGUCGGAGGACACAGACCUGCCCUACCCACCCCCUCAGAGGGAGGCCAACAUCUACAUGGUUCCCCAGAACAUCAAACCAGUGCUCCAGCGUACUGCCAUAGAGAUCCUGGCAUGGGGCCUGCGGAACAUGAAGAGUUACCAGCUGGCCAGUAUCUCCUCCCCCAGCCUUGUGGUGGAGUGUGGGGGCCAGACGGUGCAGUCCUGUGUCAUCAAGAACCUCCGGAAGAACCCCAACUUUGACAUCUGUACCCUCUUCAUGGAAGUGAUGCUGCCCAGGGAGGAGCUCUAUUGUCCCCCCGUCGUGAUCAAGGUCAUUGAUAACCGUCAGUUUGGCCGCCGGCCUGUGGUGGGCCAGUGUACCGUCCGCUCGCUGGAGAGCUUCAUGUGUGACCAGUACUCCGAGGAGAGUCCGUCCCCACAGGGUGGCCCAGAUGAUGUGAGUUUACUCAGUCCUGGGGAGGACGUGCUCAUUGACAUUGAUGACAAGGAGCCCCUCAUCCCCAUCCAGGAGGAGGAGUUCAUCGACUGGUGGAGCAAAUUCUUUGCCUCCACAGGGGAGAGGGAAAAGUGCGGCCCUUACUUGGAGAAGGGCUUUGACACUCUAAAGGUGAGGCCUUUCCACGUUCUCCUCAGUCUAACAGCCCCUGGGCAUGCACGAUGGACAAGAAGGGGGUGUGUGUCACAGGAAGACAGUACACGUACAUGUGUGUCAUCUCCUUUGAACACAUGUGUGUCUCUCCUCAUUUGGUGCCUGAGGGCUGAUGAAUCCUGUGAUCCUUACAUCAAGAUCUCCAUAGGGAAGAAAUCAGUGAGUGACCAGGACAACUACAUUCCUUGUACUCUGGAGCCUGUGUUUGGAAAGAUGUUCGAGCUGACUUGCACUCUGCCUCUGGAGAAGGACCUGAAGAUCACUCUCUAUGACUAUGACCUCCUCUCCAAAGAUGAAAAGAUUGGGGAGACAGUCAUCGACCUGGAGAAUAGGCUGCUGUCCAAGUUUGGAGCUCGCUGCGGACUCCCACAGACCUACUGUGUCUCAGGACCCAACCAGUGGAGGGACCAGCUCCGCCCCUCCCAGCUCCUCCACCUCUUCUGCCAGCAGCGCAGAGUCAAGGCUCCUGUGUACCACACAGACCGCGUGGUGUUUCAGGAUAAAGAGUACACCGUUGAAGAAAUAGAGGCUGGCAGGGUCCUGAACCCGCACCUGGGCCCCGUGGAAGAGCGUCUGGCCUUGUAUGUCCUCCAGCAGCAGGGUCUGGUCCCUGAGCACGUGGAAUCCCGGCCCCUCUACAGCCCCCUGCAGCCAGACAUUGAGCAGGGGAAGCUGCAGAUGUGGAUCGACCUAUUUCCAAAGGCCCUGGGGCGGCCUGGACCUCCCUUCAACAUCACCCCGCGGAGAGCCAGAAGGUUUUUCCUGCGCUGUAUUAUCUGGAAUACAAAGGAUGUGAUCCUGGAUGACCUCAGCAUCACAGGGGAGAAGAUGAGCGACAUUUACGUGAAAGGUUGGAUGGUUGGCUUUGAAGAGCACAAGCAAAAGACUGAUGUGCAUUAUCGGUCCCUGGGAGGCGAAGGCAACUUUAACUGGAGGUUCAUUUUCCCCUUUGACUACCUGCCGGCUGAGCAAGUGUGCACCGUCUCCAAAAAGGAUGCUUUCUGGAGGCUGGACAAGACUGAGAGCAAAAUCCCAGCCCGAGUGGUAUUUCAGAUCUGGGACAAUGACAAGUUCUCCUUUGAUGACUUUCUGGGCUCCUUGCAGCUAGACCUCAACCACAUGCCCAAACCUGCCAAGACAGCUGAGAAAUGUUCCUUGGACCAGCUGGAUGACACCUUCCACCCGGAGUGGUUUGUGUCCCUUUUUGAACAGAAAACUGUGAAGGGCUGGUGGCCCUGUGUGGCAGAAGAGGGCGAGAAGAAGAUCCUGGCGGGCAAACUGGAAAUGACCUUGGAGAUCGUAGCAGAGAGUGAGCAUGAGGAGCGGCCUGCUGGCCAGGGCCGUGAUGAACCCAACAUGAACCCCAAGCUCGAGGACCCAAGGCGACCUGAUACCUCCUUCCUCUGGUUUACCUCUCCGUACAAGACUAUGAAGUUCAUCCUAUGGCGGCGGUUCCGGUGCGCCAUCAUUCUCUUCAUCAUUCUCUUCAUCCUACUGCUGUUCCUGGGCAUCUUCGUCUAUGCCUUCCCAAACUAUGCUGCCAUGAAGCUGGUGAAGCCCUUCAGCUGAGGACUCUGGUCCGGGACCGGCUGCCUUCUCCACCCAGCUUAGCUGAGCUCCUCCAGAACUCCAGGGCUGCCCGGACUGCCAGGGGAGACAGACAGACAGACUGGCACAUGCUGCAAGCGUGGGUGACAUCGAGCCCUGGGAUCACCCCCCGCUUUCAUCACUGUUCCCCCUUUCUCCCCCUCAACCCAGCCCAUUUUGGAUCAGUCCAUAUGUAUUUCAGUAUAAAACAGUUUGAACCACA
This is a messenger RNA of Suricata suricatta (meerkat), 6882 nucleotides long. It is a transcript of the gene DYSF, whose product is annotated as dysferlin. Bases 423 to 6641 code for a protein of 2072 amino acids. Gene Ontology annotation, cellular component: membrane; T-tubule; cytoplasmic vesicle. The transcript has 54 exons. The record is from RefSeq and is a predicted model, not a curated record. Gene Ontology annotation, biological process: negative regulation of phagocytosis; T-tubule organization; macrophage activation involved in immune response. Lineage: Eukaryota; Metazoa; Chordata; Mammalia; Carnivora; Herpestidae. Gene Ontology annotation, molecular function: calcium-dependent phospholipid binding; calcium ion binding.